UCAAAAAAAAGAAAAGAUUACAGCACUCGAGACUAUAUAUUAAAACCUUAGUUAAACCCAGGAUCCAAGAAUUCCAAAUUCUUCUGCAAUGACAUUCUCUUCAUUUCUUCACCUGAAUCGCCGUUUUUCAUAACCUUUCUAUUGUUUUUCGAAUUUCGGCGAAAUGGGUUCUCCUGGAAAGUGGAUCAAAUCACUGAUCGGACCCAAAAAUUCCCCAUCAAAAGAAAAUGAUAAAGUGGGUGGUAAGGGCUGGAAGUGGAAACUGUGGAGGGGUGUCUCGAAGGGUGUUAAAGGAAGGGGGAAUUCACCGGAGACGGAGGAAUCUGAAUCUUCUUCUUAUUUGUUUGAGGGUGAGAUGGCGGCAGCAGUGGCUGCUUUGGCCAAAGCUUCACCCAAGGAUUUCAUGGUGGUCCGGCGAGAAUGGGCCGCCGUUCGAAUCCAGACAAUUUUUCGGUCUUUUCUGGCAAAGCGUGCUUUAAGGGCCUUGAAAGCAUUGGUAAGACUACAAGCUAUAGUCCGUGGCAGAUUGGUUAGAAAGCAAGCCGCUGUAACAUUAAGGUGCAUGCAGUCGCUUGUUCGAGUUCAGACUCGAGUUAGGGCUCAAUGCAUUAAAACGUCUGCAAAAGGGCUCGUCCAAAAGAAUCAGAGUGCUGAUCCUAUAAAGCAAGCCGAGAAUGGAUGGUGUGACAGUUCUGCAACAGCUGAAGAAGUGAGGUUGAAAUUACUAAUGAAACAAGAAGGCACUAUCAAGAGGGAAAGAGCGAAUGCAUAUGCCCAUGCCCUUUCUAAACAGCAAUCCAGAAGAAUCCCAAUCUUAUAUUCAAGAAUGAACAAGAUGGUUACUCCAAAUAAGUUGGAGAAGAAUAGUUCAGGACUCGACUGGUCAGAACGGUGGAUGCGAAACAAGCCAUGGGAUACUAUGUCAGACGGAGAAUUUCAGACUGUUGGAUCCUUUUCAAAUUCGUAUGAUCACAAUUCAGUAACAGUUCGACGGAAUAACAUAUCUACUAGAAUAUCCCCAAAAGUUUCGAAAACUUGUCAAAUCACUCGCUCGUCAUCUGAACCAUGUUCUGCAUUUUCUUACGAUGAGAGCACGACAUCAAAUUCAUCCACAACUACUUCUGAGACUCAAGGGUCAGGAAAUACUCUAGCCGAGGGACAUGGUGCCAAACCUAACUAUAUGAGUCUAACACAGUCGAUAAAGGCCAAGCAGAAACCAUGCAAUUAUUUAUCUCGUACUUAUACUGGAGUGAGGCAUUCAGUCGAGGAUUUACACUAUCAUAGAAAGCUAAGUCCGGUUUCAAGGGGGCGGGCUCGGAGGAAUGCUGACACUGAUCUCUAUUCUGUCGACUUGUGCAAGGAUCUCUACCCUCCGAUGUUGCAAGAUGACAUGUAAAGAUGAAGCUUCCUAAAAGGGGAGUCGUUCUGAUGAAUUCAACAGCUUGUUGUAUUUUCGAUUUCCUACAAGUUCAUUUUUCUUUUUUUCUUUUUUCUAUUGGAGUUUUCUGUUAGACAUGAUACCAUUGUUUGAGAGCAUUGUAAUAGUGCUUAUGGAUACUUACAGAGAGUGGUUUGCAUAUUUAUAACUAUAGAAAUAGUAGAGUGCUAUGGAGUUGAUAUA
This is a messenger RNA of Olea europaea var. sylvestris, 1621 nucleotides long. Its product is annotated as protein IQ-DOMAIN 1-like. The transcript has 5 exons. The record is from RefSeq and is a predicted model, not a curated record. NCBI's taxonomy places the organism in Eukaryota, Viridiplantae, Streptophyta, Magnoliopsida, Lamiales, Oleaceae. Bases 164 to 1396 code for a protein of 410 amino acids. Gene Ontology annotation, molecular function: protein binding.